AGCCUGAACGUUCGCCGACACUUUCCCCCACAUUCUACGGCGCCAUCUUCCUCCGGACGGGAAGACACGGAGGAUGAGCGGAACCAAAGCCCGCAGCGACGCUCCUUUGGCGGACAACGUGGUCCACAACCCCGCGGCUCCUGCGCGGGAGCGCAAACCCGGCGGGGGCGUCCUGAAGCGGCUCAAGUCCCGGAGGAGUCAGGUGGAGAGCAGGCCCGUCACCGAGGAGGACCUGCGAACCCAGCCGGGACACACCGGCCCGGAGGACGUGCUCGGGCUGCGGAUGGCCACCAGAGGUUACCUGUGUAAGCCCGAGGACAACGUCUAUAACAUCGACUUUGUUCGGUUCAAGAUCAGAGACCUGGAGACUGGAACUGUCCUGUUUGAGAUCGCAAAACCACCACACACAGAAGAUGAUGAGAAGUGCAGAGAGAAGGAGGCGGCGUCUGGGCGAUUUGUGCGGUACCAGUUCACCCCAGCUUUUCUGCGCCUGAGGACCGUCGGAGCAACGGUGGAGUUCACAGUGGGCGACAGACCUCUGAACAGUUUCCGGAUGAUAGAGAGACAUUAUUUCCGUGAUCAGCUGCUGAAGAGUUUCGACUUUGACUUCGGCUUCUGCAUCCCGAACAGCCGAAACACGUGCGAGCACAUCUACGAGUUUCCCCAGCUGUCGGAAAGUCUAGUGCGGCAGAUGGUGGAGUGUCCUUACGAGACGCGCUCCGACAGCUUCUACUUCGUGGACAGUAAACUGGUCAUGCACAACAAGGCGGACUACGCGUACAACGGAGGGCAGUGAUACCUGCCUGCAACCGGUGCAUGCAUCCCUUCUACAAUGAAAUCAGGAGAACUUUAGUGUGUGUUAUUUUUAAAUCUGUUUACCAACACAACCAUUCCACAGAGACUCACACUCGGUGCUUGUCAGAAACAGCUGCCGCCCCCACAGUCAGACAAUACCAGGGGAGAUAGAGAGAAACCAUCCAUGGAAACACUCCUGUCAAACACACAUGGUCACUCUUGUGAUCGCACUCCUCUCAGACAUACCCACAAUAGAGCGACAGGCGGUUGGGUUCCAUUGUGUUGACAGGCACAAUGGGUUCGCAAUGUUCACAUCCACUCAUAAUACUAGUCCAGGUCGAUAUCCAGGUCGGAGAAGUAACAGAGCUUUGAGAAUAUUCGCUUUUGGAGCCCCAUGUGCAACUGAAAUGUAGCCUGUGGUGGAAGUGAAAUUUGCUCGUGGAGCAAUGAUGGAAUAAAAGCCAGUGUCUGGUGAAAGAAAACGACUGGGUUUAUGGAUUGCUGCGAUCAAACUGUAGAUGCCUCCAGACCUCAUGGUGGGAAAUGGUCGUGGUAAUAUUUGGACAUCAGUGACGAGUCAAGACGUUCCCAUUCACUUCCUGUUGAAAAGAUGGGAAGCUCAAGUUCAGACCACUGAGCUAAACAUUUUGCUUGGCUUUGAAAUUAAUUUUAAUGAAUUAUUUACUGUGAUGUUCAGAAUCAAUUGUUACACUCGCACACAUAUUUGUUUCGCUAUUUUUUGAGGGCCUGCUAUAAUGCUUUCUCCAGCCUCUCACCCUUAACUUAACCAUCCAAAACACAUGUCUAACCUCAACCAGGACUCUGAACCAAACUGAAACACAAUUAUAAUCACCUCGUUUUUAUGAAGUCUUCAUCCUCAAAUUGAACCUCAGAAGACAUAAGGUCCCCAUGAGGAUAGUGUUUUGUCAGGAAUGCUCCAGAAACAGCGUCACUUUUGCUACUUUGUUUGUUACAUGAUUUUCCUGUUGAAACCAAACAGCUACCCACUUGAAUCCCGACUGACUCCCCUUUCCCCAGACUAUUGCCUGCAUGCUAUUGUUCUCAUAGGCUAAACUAAGUUGGAGAGAAAGGAAAGCAACACUUGUAACAAAGAUCUCUUUAUAAAAUGUGCUACUGAUGUUUACAAGCUCUAAUAAAGUUCCUUGGCGGAGAUGUGGAAUCAUUACUUGGCUCCAACACAUGGAACGUUGGGAGCGCUCUUAUUUGUUCCUCGGGUAGUUUGCUGAAGCUACACGAAUGUUCUAUUGGUGUGAGAACGCACAUGUGUACAGCAAGAGACUGAUCGACCUGCUGUCAUGAAAUAUUGUUGAAAUUUCAAGGUCCUUAAUGACACUUCUGUUCCUCGUGUUCUGAAACCUAAUUUAAUUUCAAUUUAAAAAUCUUUUUUUGAAAUGUUCUUGUAAAGUGUGUUGCUUGUGAAAUAAAGUGAAUUAUACAUAUGUAAAA
Molecule: messenger RNA, 2262 nt
Organism: Synchiropus splendidus (mandarinfish)
Lineage: Eukaryota; Metazoa; Chordata; Actinopteri; Syngnathiformes; Callionymidae
Product: protein unc-119 homolog B-like
Exons: 5
Coding region: 74-796 (240 amino acids)
Biological process (GO): nervous system development; cilium assembly; lipoprotein transport
Cellular component (GO): cilium
Molecular function (GO): lipid binding
Source: RefSeq, a predicted model, not a curated record